UUUAGAAAUUAUUUUUUUAUAAAAUGAGGAAACACAUUCAGAAUACUUUGUUAUUCAUAAUCAGUUUGGGUUUUGUUUUAACAUCUUAAUUUGAAGAAUAAAGGGUUUUUUAAUAAAAUUAAAAUGACCUUACACCACUUAGCUCUUCUCUAUCAUUGACUAAUGGAAUAACUCUUAAUUUUGAAAUUUAAGGAACAGAUAUAGUUUUUAUGAUUGAAUCUACAAAACCAUAAGGCUGGAUAGGAUUAGGAUUUGGUGCUACUAUGACAAACACAGAUAUGGCCAUUUUUUUUGCAAAUAUGAAUGGUUAACCUGCUGUUCAAGAUGCUUAUUCUACUAAUACAGUAAGACCGCCCUUUGAUACUUAGCAAGAUUGGACUUUGCUAGGCUCCUCAAUAACUUCAAACAGUUUUUAAAUGAAGGCUAAACGUGCUUUAAAUACUGGUGAUACUAAUAAUGAUAUUAUUUUACAAUAAGGACAAACAUAUAAUUUUUGUAUUGCAUGGUCUUCUUCUUAAACUUUUGGUUAUCAUGAUAGUUAUUAUUCCUAUUCUAUAACAUUAACUAACUCUUAAGGGAACAAAUAAGCCUCUGAAAUAUCUGUUGGAGUACCUAAAGAUACACUUAAUAUCCAUAAAAUUUGGUUAUUUUAUGCAUGGGGAAUAGGAGCAGAUAUUGCCAUUUUUUUUGGGCGUUAUCUCAAAGCUUGGAAGCAUCAUACUUUAGUUCAUUCUAUAUUAUUCUUUAUCAUUAACAUUUCUACUAUAAUCCUUGAAGCCUUGGUCAUAAAUGGUAACGAUUACAAGCUUAAAAAUGUUGAUAAUCUCGAUAAAAAUGUUAAAAAUCAUUUUAUAAUUGGAUGUGUAAUCAUGGCCUUGAUUAUUUUACAACACGUAGGAGGAAUUUUACUAAAAUUUGGUAUAGAGGGAACAAAUAAGCAUGUAAAUACUAUGAAAAAAUUUCAUUUAGUAUCUGGAAUCAUAAUUUAUUUACUAGCAAAGACUAAUUUAUUAAUUGGAACUGAUAUCAAUAAUAUAACGUAAGCAAAUUAUACAUAUAGCUAAGGAGUUAUAAUUUCCGUAAUCUCUAUCGUUUGUCUUUUCUUAUGUGAAUUAUUUUCAAGAUUAUACAACUAUAAAAGUUUGAAAUAAAUUCAUAAUUCAAGAAAUUCUUAUUUAACUUAAUAAUCUUCUUUUGAGAAUCUUGAACAUUAAGAGUUAAUGAGGAUGCUCAAUGAUGAGAAAAGAGAAAUAUCAUAAAUAAAAGCAGCUCUACCCAACUUGAAAUGGGUUAUCUAUAACUAGGGAGUCUAUGACAUAUCAAAUUUCGUACAUCCAGGAGGAUAGUUCAUUAUAAAUGAGAUUAUAGGAAAAGAAAUUGGAAGAUAUAUGAUUGGUGCAUUUCCUUUGGAGGGAUAUAAUUUUAAGCCUCAUAAUCACUCUUUUGCAGCUAUUAAAUUGCUAAAAGAAAAUAAGAUAGGCAGUCUAAAAUAUGAAGAAUCAAAUAUGCUGCAAGUAGUUAAUUAAGAAAAUGAACCUCAAAAACCUGCUUAGAAGCUAAAAGUGUAGUUUUAUAAUCUUUUCAAGAUGGUUAAAAGGAUACAAUUAUGUGAGAAUAUUUAUAAGUUUGACUUUUAGGCAAAUGACUUAUAAGUGAAAAACAUUUUACAUGGUGUGGAUUGGAUUGGAAGACACUACAUGAUAAAGACAUAAGACUCAAGUAAGAGUAGACUAUAUACUUAAUUGAAUUGCAUGACUGAGGAAAAUAUAAAUUUUAGGCAGCAACUGAUUAAUUAUACUUAAAAUUAUAUUGAAAAAAAAAAUACUGAUAAUAUAGAAAUAAGAAAUGUUAGUCAAUUUUCAUAGUCUUUACCAUUUAUAAUUAAAAAGUAUAAUUUUUCUGGAGCCUUAUCAAAAAAAAUACAUGAGAAAAACACUUCAAUUGAUUAUUAAAUAUAUGGUCCUCUUGGUAAUGGUUUGGGAUUUAGUGAGCUUACAAAAAACUAAGAAAUAUGCAUUUUAUGUGGUGGAACAGGAAUCUUGCCUUUCCUAGAUUUAUUUGAUUUUUUAUUAAAGAAAUAAAUUUAGCAGACAGUUCCUGAUCGUGCAAAAGAAUUAGAUCCUUUCAAUAUUAGUUAUGAUUAAUAUUUCUAAGACUGUAAAUUUACCGUAUAUGCUGCAUUCUAUCAAAUUGAUGAUUUUAUUGGCAGAGAAUGGAUUGUUUACCUUAAUUAGUUAAGUAAGCUAUCAAAUAAUAAUCUGUUCAGGUUCGUACUUAAGUUAUCUAAAGGUACUAUCCCUGAAGGUAUUGAGAAAUUAAAAUAAAAUAAUUUUUAAGAAUUAAUAUUGAGUGAAAUUAAAAGUGAUAGCUAUGAUAAAAUAUUCAUUUGCGGCCCUCCAAUCAUGUACAAUAAAGCAAUGGAAUCUUUAGAAUAAAAUAAAGUAGAAAAAAAUAAAAUUUUUGUAGUUUGAUAAAAUAAUUCUUUGGUAAAUAAUUUAAAUUAUUAAACUAGAAAAUAUAAUCUAAAAAGCUGAGAUUAAUUCUUUGAAGAAAUUUGUAUUUUUUAACAAAAAUUUGAAAAUAAAAUCAUUUGAAACCAUUAACUAACUC
This is a messenger RNA of Tetrahymena thermophila SB210, 2610 nucleotides long. Its product is annotated as DOMON domain protein. Gene Ontology annotation, molecular function: transmembrane monodehydroascorbate reductase activity. Lineage: Eukaryota; Ciliophora; Oligohymenophorea; Hymenostomatida; Tetrahymenidae. The transcript is spliced from 3 exons. The record is from RefSeq and is a predicted model, not a curated record.